Messenger RNA from Fomitopsis serialis, 1655 nucleotides. RefSeq lists its product as uncharacterized. The record is from RefSeq and is a predicted model, not a curated record. Gene Ontology annotation, molecular function: protein binding. NCBI's taxonomy places the organism in Eukaryota, Fungi, Basidiomycota, Agaricomycetes, Polyporales, Fomitopsidaceae. The transcript has 4 exons. The coding region runs from base 190 to 1449 and encodes 419 amino acids.
UGUGUACAUGUUCUUCCGGCGCUCCGGAGCCAUGCCUUGCUCUGCUCAGGCUUUGAAGUGCAGGUCCGCAAUGGCAUGUCGGAACCAUCAGGAUGGGCUUCUCCCUGGGCACGUAUCGCACCUCCCUUUAUAUAGGGCAUUGACGCGUCUACCAUCGGUACCAGGAGCCGUUCACCAUCUCCAAGGUGCAUGCAGUCUCUCUCAGAUAUGAUUGCUCCUGUAGUUGAGGACAAGAAUGCCUCUCAACCGCGUCUCCCCGUCGAAAUUUUCGAACGCAUCAUCGGCUUCGGGUCCACGGAGGACCUUCUCACCUGUGCCCAGGUGUGCAAGACGUUUUACCCCCUCAGCCGGUACCUCUCCCUCCGAGACGUCUACCUCAAAAGCCAGCAGCACACAUACCGGCUCUCACAGCUCCUCCGCGGUAACCCAACGCUGGGUCAGGCCAUCGAGAGCGUGUCCAUCCUCGGCAGCCCAGGGUCCGGCCACAACGACACCGCACAUCUAGUAACCUUCGCCACGACGUGUGCCUCCCUGGUACCCAACCUGCGCAGUCUCACACUGCGCGACGUCAAGUGGGCAGGGGGUUCGCUGCGUCGGGACGUAUGUCUGUACCUGACGAGGCUACGCAAGGUGACCGAGCUCACGCUGGAGAACGUCGAGCUGUCCUCGGCGGCGGCGUUUGCGGCCCUCCUGUGUGCUCUGCCAGCGCUCGAUCUUCUGAGGUGUGCCAAAGUGCGGCUGCGAAACAGCGGGUUCAGGCAUCUGGCCUUCCGUCGUCCUCCUGCACGGCGGAGAUUCAAAUUUCGUGUCUGUACAGACGACAUUGCUGCUCCGGCCCUGAGGCUCGUCAUUGCGGAUGCCCUGAGGAUCGUCGAUAUGUUCAGCUUCUUCAUGACGCUGGAUGUCGACGGCCCAUUGACACACAUCGCGGGCUCUGGUAUCCGUUCUUUACUGCAAGUCUAUGACAUGUGUCUGCUCGUGCGACUGUCGCUGAACUUGGACCAUUGCGGUGUGGAGCCGCAACAGGCACUGCAGGUCGUCGAGCAUCAUUUCUCUCUUGCGCCCCUGGAGUGCUUAGAUUCGAUACUCAUCACAAUCAUCAUCGGCGCCGAAGAAGUAUCGGGCUUCGAUUUCGCGUGUUUCGCGGCGCUGCUUGCGUCAGUCACGUCUGGGAUCUCGUGCAUCCAAGUGGUAGUCAAGGUCGUCGGGGAAGGCAUCGGCGACGGCGUGCGGUUGAUGCGGUUGCUGCUGAGCGGGGCCGCUACCACCGACAACAUGACGAAGAUCGAUCGCAUCGUGUCUAGCCCCCCUUUCACGAGGGAGUCGCGCAUCUGGAUCUCCAGCACACUGUGCAUGACGAGGGCACAGCCUGGAUUCAAAGAAUGGAUUAGGACCGUGCAGCACAAGAUGCCCACGCUUCACGCUAAUAAACAGCUUGACUUGUAUUAGGUACUCGGCACACUGGAAGCGAGGGCGGGAGGGCUGACGAGGGAGCCCGACAUGCUACUUUCGGGAUACGUCGGGAUACGAAGGUAGGAACUGCCAUUGAUGCUUCUGUUUGGUGAUAGACACUCUGUGAGCAUACGAAUUCGUCCCUUUCUACCCCUGCCAGGGGCUCCUAUGCAUGUUUGGGACGCUACGACGACAGAAGGCCG